Messenger RNA from Ictalurus punctatus (channel catfish), 3429 nucleotides. RefSeq names its product MYCL proto-oncogene, bHLH transcription factor b (gene myclb). Gene Ontology annotation, molecular function: RNA polymerase II cis-regulatory region sequence-specific DNA binding; protein dimerization activity; DNA-binding transcription factor activity, RNA polymerase II-specific. The transcript has 3 exons. Bases 373 to 1578 code for a protein of 401 amino acids. Gene Ontology annotation, biological process: regulation of transcription by RNA polymerase II. The record is from RefSeq and is a predicted model, not a curated record. Lineage: Eukaryota; Metazoa; Chordata; Actinopteri; Siluriformes; Ictaluridae.
AGAGCUGGAGUUGUUUCACGGCUCCAUAGAGAGUGCAAGCGGCAGCGCCGGUGGGAUCCUGCAGUAAUACUCUAGAUCAGCCUGGACUUUCAGACUACUCAAAACACCGACCAACUGCACCAAGGAAGACCUGCGUGUAUAUUUUCCAGGACGCUCUAUAUAUUUCUAGCUUUUCAUGGAAAGCUUGUGUUCGUGAACUGAGUUAAUGAAAGCUUUGUGAAGAAACUGGCUUACACAAGGAGUCAUUUUGUUCGGCGCACUCGCUCGGGGUCUCCGGUAAAUAAAUGUCUUGCGGGAUUCACACUCUGGAGAGUAUUUUACGGUCUUGUUUGUUCUGACUUGUGCCUGGUGCUCACUUCUGAAAGCCUCUAAAUGCCGGGAAUCAGCGCGAGCCCUUUACCCUAUGCAUGCUGGGACAUGGAUGAUCCGGAUCAGUACCAACACUACUUCUAUGAUGACCACGAUCCAGAUGAAGACUUCUUUAAGUCCACUGCACCCAGUGAGGACAUCUGGAAGAAGUUCGAGCUUGUGCCCACACCGCCCAUGUCUCCCGUGAGGAGGCUGGAUGAAACAUCGGUGUGUCCAUCACUGGGGGACAAACUCGAGUGGGUGUCCCACUUCUUGGGCCAGGACGACGAGCAUGAGGCACAAUGCAACCUGAGCUCGAUAAUCAUACAGGACUGCAUGUGGAGCGGCUUUUCAGCCACUCAGAGGCUCGAGAAGGCUGUCAAUGAGCACAUGUUGUGUCAGGGUGGGGCCAAGGUGCCUCUUGUCCCUCAGAUUCCCCCAUCGAGGUCACAGAGUGGUCAUGUGGAGUCGUUAUCUCUCAGCAGUCCGAUGUCGGACUGUGUGGAUCCGGCGGCUGUGUUGACCUUCCCACUGAGCGGCUGUAAGAAGCAGGUGUCCUCUGGCUCUGAGUCACACACCGACUCAUCUGAUGACGAGGAGAUUGACGUUGUGACCGUGGAACACAAGCAUGGCAAAUCACGGCCAGUGAACUCGCGCAAACCGGUCACCAUCACGGUGCGUGCCGACCCACACGACCCAGGCACCAAACGCUUCCACAUCUCCAUCCACCAACAGCAACACAACUACGCCGCCCCGUCCCCUGAUUCAGAGCCCCCUCGCAAGAGGAUCCGCCAGGAGACUUCACAGCCCCGGCCAAGCUCCACAGUCCAUACACUGGAGAGCAAACCACACUCGCCUGUUUCAACCAUUUCCAUCCCAGUACACUCCAUGACCACCUCACCACCGCUUGCCUCAUCCCAUCAUGGCCCCAAAUCGCAGCCAUCCAGCCCUCAAAGCUCAGACAGCGAGGACAUGGACAGACGCAAGAACCACAACUAUCUGGAGAGGAAGAGACGCAACGACCUGCGUUCACGCUUCCUGGCCCUGAGAGAUGAGAUUCCUGGUCUUGUGGACUGUCCAAAGACGCCCAAGGUGGUGAUCCUGACCAAGGCCACUGAGUACCUGCGUCUGCUACACGUCACAGAUAAGCAAAAAGCCCAGGAAAAGAAGCAGCUCAAAAAUAGGCAUCAGCAGCUCCUUCGGAGGCUAGCAGAACUGAAACGCUCUUAAAGUUGUUCACAGAUCCAGGCCAGUCGCAAGGACUGUUUGUGAGAGUGCUUGGUUAAAAGUGGGUAUAAUUUAAGAUUUCAGACAUCCUGUACUUUUUGUUUUAUUUUCCAACGAUCUUUGCACAUUUGAUCCUGUAGUUCGGGGGAAGGAUAUUCCUGGUGUGUUGUGGAUUACAUAAACUUCACUGAGUUUCCCAAAGAAUGCCCUGCUGAUUAAAAGAAAAAGGGUCUACCCCCAAAUCUCUUUAAUAUUAAAACAAUCCUAAUCAGGGAUAUUCUAUACAUUUGAAUUACAUGCCAUUUGCUUGAAAUGUAGCAUUUAGCUUUUAUGCAUGUUUGACCACAUUAGUAAAGGUGGAUUUGUAUGAAGAAAUCUGCAAAUUAUCUGGUUUAAUAAGUCUUUGCCCUGCUGUGCCAUGACUCAAAUUGUUCAAAUCAUUUUGAACAUUAAAGUGAAGUUUGUGUGGCCCUUGCAAUACUCUAUCAGGACUAGAGUUCAACAAUAGUUCAGACAUUGUUACCAUUUGCCACUUGUCUAUGAAGAUCACAUAUUUAGUUAUUUAGUUUUUCUAAGUGUUCUUGUAUCGGCACAUGAGUUCAUGCCUUACCGACAUGUUGUGUAUAUAAACUGUGAGAUCUGUAUCCAUGUGUGUACAUAAUAGCUCAACUGUAUAGGUGUGUAAAGUAUAUUAUAUAUGCUUUCCAUUUUAAUACCAAAAUCGAGGUUGUUGAUGAUUUUAGGUUGUUUUUUCAUUUGUUUGUUUUUUUAAAUUUAGUUGUUUUUAUAUAUUUUACUUUCAUGUGUUCUGAAACUUGGUUGGCCCACUUGGCUUAAUCUUAUCUCAGAGUUUCUCAAAGCUUCUAUUUUUGUUAACAAAAGUAAAAAGAAAAAAAGUUAAAGCAUUAAAAUGACACUAUAGAACCUUACUUUGCAUCGCUAGUCACCUUCAUGUUUCCACUGCCUAAUCAUCUGAUUUUUAAGGGGUAUAUAUGUAAUAUUUGAUUAGUAAUUCAAAAAUGCUGAGAAGAGACUUUUAUAAUCUAUUUUCUUACAGAGUUCUGUGUUUCUUUGUAAUGUUAAUGUCUUUUUAUGUUUUCUCCCUCAUUUUUACAAAAGCUGUACUGAUGGUGUACGCUUCUUUAUUCAUCUACUAGAGUCCCAUUUUUUCCCCCCUCUUUAUUAUAGUACAUUUAUUCUUCCUAGUGCAAUAUCCUUUUGAAUCGUGCAACUUUAUAGUUCUUCUGGUAUAAUGUCAUCAUGCUGCAUGGCACACUGCUUUCUCACACCUAAACUUUCCCCCACUUAACUGAAGAACCCUUUUUAGUAUCGCUGUUAUUCCAAAGGCUGAUUUGCACAUCAUCUUCUGCCUUAAUCCUUUUCCUAUUCGCCCUAGUCUUGAAUUUAAGUCACUACAAAUGGCAAUUCUCCACUGUAAAUCACUUUCAGUGUUGGACUAGGCCUAAUCGGUCUGAAAAAUAAUCCAAAGAAAAACUAUAGUAGCUCAUUGUUGCUUUUCAUCACUGAUCACUUUCUCUAUUCUUGAGACUUUAUCUCGAAGAUGCAUAUACCAUCAGCAAGCUCAACACUCUCAGUCUUAUUUAUGUUUAUUUCUAGUGGAAGAGCCAAGCUUUAAGAAUGCAUUUGUUACUGUUAAAAUUUGUCACACACAUUUUCUCUUUUUGCUGAUUGUUUUUUGUUUUUGUUUUUUUAGUUGUUGCUCCUUUUUUCACUUCGUCUCUCCUAGUGGCUAAUUGUUGCACUUGGAGAAUGACAGCAGCAUUAAGCACUUUGUGUUCAGUACCUCAUGAGCCCAUAGAAGUCAGACAAUUAAUAAAUUCAAAAUCAAAACAA